This is a messenger RNA of Calliphora vicina (urban bluebottle blowfly), 1063 nucleotides long. It is a transcript of the gene Taf11, whose product is annotated as TATA-box binding protein associated factor 11. The record is from RefSeq and is a predicted model, not a curated record. NCBI's taxonomy places the organism in Eukaryota, Metazoa, Arthropoda, Insecta, Diptera, Calliphoridae. Gene Ontology annotation, biological process: RNA polymerase II preinitiation complex assembly; transcription initiation at RNA polymerase II promoter. Gene Ontology annotation, cellular component: transcription factor TFIID complex; nucleus. Gene Ontology annotation, molecular function: protein heterodimerization activity; transcription coactivator activity. Bases 31 to 651 code for a protein of 206 amino acids. The transcript has 3 exons.
UGCUGAAAUUUAUUAAAAUAAUAGUUUAAAAUGGAUGAUAUAUUCUUUCCCACACAAAAAUCUGCAAACUUAAACGAUUCCGAUGAAGUGGACAUGAAAUUUUUCGAUUCGCAUCUUGAUCGCAGUAAAACAACCAGCGAAAGUAGUCAAAAUUCCGAUUCAGACACUAAAACUGAUGAUAAUAAGGAUUCCGACUCCAAAACAGAUGAAUGUAGAGUGGUGAAGCGGGAAAGUAGUGAUAAUAGAGAUGAUUACGAUGAUCAACAGGCAUUAAGCCGCAAACAAAAGUCCAAAAAGGAAUUGGAGGAAGAAGAAAGAGAAAAAAUGCAAGUUUUGGUAUCCAAUUUCACCGAAGAACAAUUAGAUCGCUAUGAAAUGUACCGCAGAUCCGCCUUUCCCAAAGCCGCGGUUAAAAGAUUAAUGCAAACCAUUACUGGAUGCUCGGUGUCGCAAAAUGUAGUGAUAGCCAUGUCUGGCAUAGCCAAAGUGUUUGUGGGCGAAAUUGUGGAAGAAGCCUUGGAUGUCAUGGAAGAAAUGGGUGAUACCGGAGCCUUACAACCCAAAUAUUUGCGUGAGGCUGUGCGCCGCUUAAGACAACGCAAUCGUAUGCCUAUAGGCAAAUUUCAAAAGCCUUAUUUUAGAUUGAAUUGAUGUCAUUAUCAUAGUAUUUUUUUUAAUUUUGUAGUUUUUAUUUUCUAAAGAUUAAAUUAAACUGCCAGGUUUUAAGUUAAAUUUAAUAAAAAAAAAGAAUAAAUAUAUAUUUUUUCAGUGAAAUUAUUUUGUCUUUUAAAAAUAACUACCACGUUUUUUAUUAUUAUUAAUUAUACCUCAGGAAUAUAAUGCAGUAUAGUGAAUUUAUUAAGGUCUCUCACAUAAAAUCAAACAUCCUUCUAUAUUUUGAUUGAUUUUCAUGUGGAAAUAAUUAAAUCCCAUGCAUAUGCCUAAUUUCAAAAGCCUUAUUUUAUAUAUAAUUUAUGUCAACUAUUAGUUUUUUAAUUUUGUAGUUUUUAUUUAAGUUAAAUUUAAUACAAAAAAAAUAUAUUUUAUGUCUUAAAAAUAAUAA